Molecule: messenger RNA, 1511 nt
Organism: Vitrella brassicaformis
Lineage: Eukaryota; Vitrellaceae
Source: the annotation of a GenBank genome assembly
CCGGCCGCCAUGAAGGCCGUCGACAAGAGAGCCCAGCUGAUCGGCCAACAUAUGGGACGUUGUCAACGAGGGUAUGGCAUAUACGCACAAGGGAGCCAGGCAGACUUAGGUGUCUUGAUGUCUGCUUGUCUGUGUCAUGUGAUAUGUGUGUGUGCAGAUUGAUGACGCGCAGGACGAAGCCGAGGGCAAGAACGGCGGCUACAAGCUACGUGACAGCAUGUGGCACCCCGACCUCCCCGAGUAUAUCGACCUCGCCUUCGUUAAUGCCCACAAGGCCGGCCAGGCCGCCGACGCCAAGCACAACUCCACCACAAUGCCGGCCAUGAAGCUUUUCUAGAACGACUACUCGUGCGGCAUGAAGACACGCGGCAUGAAGACACGCGGGGUGCCUGUCGCAGGGGUCAGUCUUCAGUCGCAUGUCAACGGCGAGUACAGCUACUAUGAGGGCGUGCGGAAGAACACGCGGCGUCUGGGCGAGCUGGGGCUGGAGGUGACACGCGGCUGGCUAUCGUGGUGCUAAUAGGGGUGACACUGGACGAAGCAUCUGCCCCAGCCGGCUUUCGGAUGGGACGAAGGGAGUGACGUCGUAUCAGACCUGAUUAAUGCCAGGAUGUGAGCGAUGUCAUCGUAUUUGGCUCACAGCCGCUCGAAUUCAGACGUCAUCUAUGGCAAACGAGCUAGAGAGCACCGCUGCCGCUGACAAUUCCACCAUCCCGCACCGUGGGGCGUUGCCGAUACGCGAAUAUGACAUGACGGCCGCGCUGGAGUAACGUGUACAGGUGCGUCACUUCCGGCGAAGAGGUCUCGCCCACCUACUGCAUGUCGUAUUUUCGUGUGUUCUGCUCUCUUUCAGGCAGUGCACCCUUUUGCUGUUCUCUGUCGCCCUCCUUCCUCACGGCAAAAAGUGGCGCCCCCGCCCUUCAUAACGGUGCCCACAGCUUGUCCUGAUAACAUGCCAUGACCACCAUCAGCCACCGCAACAUACGCAGAGACACCAAACAUUCGCACUGCUGCUGAUGUCGGCCGCCCUUUGCGAAUCGGCGACAGAAAGGGGAAAGGCGACAGGAGAGCGAGGCCACUGUGUCUCUUGACGCCCCAGCCGCAGCCCAGUGUGAAAGAGAUGUCGACCGCCGCCUUUGUGGCGGAGCGCGAGCAGUGCUGACGCUGCGGCCGUGCGAUAGGGCCGCUGAAGGACAACAAGCCCGGAGACAGUACAUAAGGGUUCAUGUUACGAGAGAGUUGUCGGUCGUUGUUGGUCGAUGGAUGGAUGCCUUUCUUCUGUCGUGACAAGUGCUAUCAAUGCGUCGUCUUUUCUGCUCCAAGUGCAUUGAAAUGCGACGAUCGAUGCAGACACGCGUGAAGGAUGGACAUGUCCUUUGCUCUUUGUCGGCGGGUGCGUGCCUUUGGCGCAGAUGCGUACAGACAUGGAUGCCCAUGACGAAUGGCGAGCUGCAUAUGGAUGGAUGUUCAGUGGCAAACAUGGUGCAGAUUGGGCCAACAAUUGUCAAAGC